Penicillium arizonense is the source of this 1866-nucleotide messenger RNA. RefSeq lists its product as uncharacterized. The record is from RefSeq and is a predicted model, not a curated record. Gene Ontology annotation, molecular function: S-adenosyl-L-methionine transmembrane transporter activity. The transcript has 6 exons. NCBI's taxonomy places the organism in Eukaryota, Fungi, Ascomycota, Eurotiomycetes, Eurotiales, Aspergillaceae. The coding region runs from base 1 to 1866 and encodes 621 amino acids. Gene Ontology annotation, cellular component: mitochondrial inner membrane.
AUGUCUCUAAGCAACAACACAGAAAUAACCCAAGCCGCAACAAUCGCCGCCCUAACAAGCGAAAUAAUAAUCCACCCAAUGGACACAGUAAUAACACGAAUGCAAUCCCCAUUCUACAAAACAAUCUACAAACACGGCAACGGAACCCUCAGCCGCACCAUUUUCCAUGGCCUCUAUCAAGGCUUCGGACCAACUCUUCUAGCAGGCACACUCUCCUCAGCAGCAUUCUUCACAACAUACGAAGCCUCAAAGAAAACAUUCGAGAAUGCUCAAUCCGCUGGAUACAUGCUCGGUGUACCUCGAUCUAUCUUCCACGUUGCUAGUAGUGCACUAGCGGAACUUAUUGCCUGUGCGAUUCUUAAUCCGGCCGAGGUAUUAAAACAGAAUGCCCAGGUUAUCCAGAGACCUCCAUCACCACCUGUUUCUGGGACUGGAGUUAGAGGGUUACCUACGUCUCCAACAGUUGAGAUACUGAAACAGUUCCAGAAACAGCCAUCGAAACUAUGGACUGGGUAUACGGCUUUGGUGGCAAGUCAGCUACCCAGUAUAUGUCUGACAUUUUGUCUCUAUGAGAUGAUAAAAGAGACAUUACUUGAGCGAUGGAAACUUAAAAAGGAGAAGAAUGAUAUAACCCAGCAAUUACAGGCAACUAUUUUGAGUGCGGGUAUUGCGGGCGGUUGUGCAUCUUGGUUCUUUGUUCCUAUCGACGUGGUUAAGACCAGAAUGAGGCUUGCUGUUGGGAACCAUGCACAGACAGGGGUACCUCGGCUCGGUCUUGAUGGGGCGAAGGUCAACUUACAGCCUCGAGCUGGGGCUUUUGCUGUUGCUGGGGAUGUGAUCGACUUGACUACACCUCAAGGCUUCAAUUUCUCAACAAUUCACAAGAUGACAGAGGGAACACAUUCACUACCAGACGGCCUUGAGCUGUAUACCAAAACAUGGGAGACCAGCGGAUCUCCACAUGCCAUCUUGGCCUUUAUUCAUGGCUUCAGUGAUCACUGCAAUGCCUACUACGACAUGUUCCCAAACCUGGCGGAAGCAGGAAUUGAGGUCAGGUCUUUUGAUCAGAGAGGCUGGGGCCGCGAGGUCAAGAAAGCCAGCGACAAGGGCAACACAGGCCCAACACACAAAGUCCUCUCAGACAUGCACUCCUUCUUACUCUCCCUCCCGUCAGAGUCUACUACCCCUAUCUUCCUAAUGGGCCACAGCAUGGGCGGUGGCCAAACCCUCAACUACAUCCUCCACCCAGAGUCUCCAUAUAACAAAGACUCCAACCGGCCCAAGCUAACUGGAGUCAUGCUCUACUCCCCACUAAUCGCCAUUGACCCGUCCUCGCGCCCGUCAAAGUUCACUGUCGCUGCCGGGCGUCUUGUUGCCAAGGUUUUCCCGCAUAAGCAGCGGUAUUCCCCGCUUGACCCGAAACUGCUGACUCGGGUUGAGUCUGUUGUUGAGGAUAUCAUUGCUGAUCAGUUGUGUCAUGAUACCGGCACGUUUGAGGGACUGGCUGGUAUGUUGGAUCGGGGAUUGUGGCUGGAGGCGAUGUUUGAGACGGAAGCAUCGUCUGGGAAAUGGGUUGAGAGUUCGUUGCCUUUCUGGUUUGGUCAUGGCAAUGAGGAUCGUGUUACUAGUUACCCUGCUAGCAAGGCAUUUGCGGAGGAGAUGAAGAAGCGCGGGAAGGAUGUUACUUUUGUUACUUAUGACGGGGCUUAUCAUCGGUUGCAUUCUGAGUUGCCUGAGACUACGACGAAGUUUGUUGCUGAUGUUAGGGAUUGGAUUCUGGCCAAGGCGGAUAGCGUAUCUGCCCAGGGUGAGGGGUCCGGUGUUCAGAGUGAGGAUGCUGUUGAGGUUGACAAAGCGAAGCUGUGA